AUGCUGACCUUGGCACAAUAUACUGAUAUCAUCAAAAAAUUGACGCAUGCGCGAAAAUGGGGAAUUUCCGGGUAUCAACGACAUCAAAGGAUCAGUGACGUAACGCCUUGCAAUAUUGGAUGUGUUGUAAAUGGAGAAAACUUGGUCGACCGUAUCCCUCCAAACAAGUGGAAGGACAAAAGAUAUGUGAUUGGGUAUCUUGUUCAAGGCACCGCUAUUGAUAAAGACUCCCAAACAUACAGUAGAGGGGUUGGUAGUGCAUUGCAACAUAAGUGUGAAGAAAGAACGGUAUCAGGAACAACUUCCACAAGAAACAUCCUUAUCGCACCUUCCACGGUGAAUCCAAGUCGAUGCAAGUCGAUGCAAAUAAAGCAAAGUCUAAUGCUUCUGCGUCGAAGCAAGUUGAAAAAAAGAAGACAGCCCACACAGAGACGUUGA
Hydractinia symbiolongicarpus is the source of this 438-nucleotide messenger RNA. RefSeq lists its product as uncharacterized. The record is from RefSeq and is a predicted model, not a curated record. Lineage: Eukaryota; Metazoa; Cnidaria; Hydrozoa; Anthoathecata; Hydractiniidae. The coding region runs from base 1 to 438 and encodes 145 amino acids. The transcript is spliced from 3 exons.